Engraulis encrasicolus (European anchovy) is the source of this 3093-nucleotide messenger RNA. Its product is annotated as deleted in malignant brain tumors 1 protein-like. Gene Ontology annotation, molecular function: serine-type endopeptidase inhibitor activity. The record is from RefSeq and is a predicted model, not a curated record. The coding region runs from base 107 to 2242 and encodes 711 amino acids. The transcript is spliced from 14 exons. Gene Ontology annotation, cellular component: cell surface. Lineage: Eukaryota; Metazoa; Chordata; Actinopteri; Clupeiformes; Engraulidae.
CUGGGUGUCUUUAUGACAGUAGUAGGGAGAGGUCCUGUUGAAGAUGAGGAUAUAAGUCCUGGCAUGAGGAGCCUGAGACCAGAAGCUUCUCCAGCUGAGAAGAGAGAUGGAGUUUAGAAUGAGGUUCACAUUGCUGAUGCUCUGCUGCUCUUAUGUUGCUGUGGCCACGGCUCAAGUGACAGAGAUGCCAGGAUGGGCAACUCAGACAUCAGCAGGUAAACCUGAAUUAUGUUUCCUUCCCCCGGAUGAGGGAACAAAUGAAGAUGGACUGUUCAUGAUCUACCUCUACUACGACGCUGUGAAGGACAAGUGCUACCCGUUCAAGUACUUCGGCAGUGGAGGCAACGCCAACUGCUUUGUGUCUGAAAGGGACUGCAUACGGAACUGCUCUGCCAACGCUAACGCUCUAUACCCCUCCCCAGAAUCUAAGGCCUGCCACCUACCCAAGACUUCGGGGGAGUGUUUUGGUCAGUAUCUGCGUUAUUACUACGACGCCCAGCAAAAGAGAUGCAGGAAGUUCAUCUGGACAGGCUGUGUUGGCAACGGCAACCGCUUCCUGGACGAGCUGUCCUGCAAUAGCACAUGCCAUGGCAUCGAAGGUCAAGAGCCAGAACCUUGUGACCACUACACGGUCCUGAAUGACACCUGGAGGGCCACCACCAACCAGGACCAGUCAGACCUCAAGUGUGACCAACACGUCCAGUGGCGCGGCUGGUACCGCAUGUUCUAUCAGGGGCAGAGUGUCCGCAUGCCAGACAGCUGUGUGCCUGAAGGUCAUUGUGGUACUAAUGCACCCCUGUGGCUGAAUGGCACACACCCAAGACAAGAGGAUGGUAUCGUCACUAGGGAGGUGUGUGGAAGCUGGACAAAUGGUUGUUGCCACUUCGCAUCGACAUACAUCCGGGUGAAAAUGUGUCCAGGAAACUAUGCCGUUUAUGAACUAGUGAGACCUUCAACUUGCCAUCUUGCAUACUGUGCAGAUGUGUCCAGUGCUCAACCCACUCCAGCUCCUACAACUCCAAUUACAAACCCACCGUGUGGAGAUCUGAGUAGUUCUGGAUCUUUCUCCAGUCCCUACUACCCAAACUAUUACCAUGACAACGCCUACUGUGUGUGGAGGCUGUCUGCUCCCCCUGGCCAGAGGGUUCUGCUUCUCUUCACAGAUCUGGAGCUGGAGGGAUGUUGUGACUGUGACUACAUCAGCGUCUAUGAUGGUCCCUCAACAAGCUCCAGUCAGCUGGGUCGCCUCUGUGCCAACUCCACAGCGGACGCCUUCCACUCCUCCUCCAAUCACAUGACAGUACUCUUCAGAAGUGACUCCUCAUUGGUUAGCAGAGGAUUCCGUGCUGAGUUCAUUAGCUCUCUGUCACCGAGUAAAGGUAAUGUCGAGUGUUCUCGGAGCCACAUGACCAUCACCAUCUCUCUGUCUUUCCUGAGUUCUGAAGGAUUCCAUGGAGAUGAUCUGUAUGUUAACGAUCCCAACUGUCGCCCAACUCAGAACAGCUCCCAGGUCACAUUCAGAUUCCAUCUCAAACAAUGUGGAACCAGCAGAAAGAUCCAAAAUGGCUGGGUGGUGUAUGCCAACGACGUCCGCACCUACCCAAACGACACGCAGGACAUCACCUACCUGCCCCAGUUGCACCUGUCCGUGGGGUGCCACAUGGAGAAGGACGCCGUGUCACAGGUCAUGUACGUGGCCCACAACCGACUAGAGUUCAACGUGACCGGGACGGGCCUCUUCAACACCUCCAUGGCCUUCUACACCUCCAGUAACUUCUACGACCAAGUUCACGCCGACCCUUACUAUGUGUCUCUGGGCGACUACAUGUAUGUGCAGGUGAGGCUUGGGGAGCCAGACAGCAGUCUCGUGGUGUUCCUGGACACCUGUGUGGCCUCACCAACCCCUGAUGACGACCAGCACCAACACUCACAUUACCUGCUGCUCAACGGGUGCCCGGCGGACAGCACGUACUACUCCUACACGAGCGGUUCUAACUACUACGCUCGGUUCCAUUUCCGAGCCUUCACGUUCCUCCGCACGUACCCCUCGGUCUACCUGCGGUGCAAGGUGGUCAUCUGUGCCUCCGGUGACCCCGGUUCCCGGUGCCGGCAGGGCUGCCGCAGCAGGCGCGUUGCCAGGCAACUGGACCCUCAGCUGGACACGACCACCAUGGUGCUGGGGCCCAUCAAGUUCAGAGAUCCUGAGCAGCUGGAGGACUUGGUGGCAAAGGCAGACGCCUGAAGAACCCACUGACGAUGUCAUCAGCCCAAACUAAUCAAUCAUAUCUUUUCCUCCUCAACUAUCAACCAAUCAUGUCUGCCACAGAGGCGCUCUAUGGUACUCUCUAUAUACAGUAGGUUUCCAGAAGCACUCUAUGGAACUCUAUAUAUACAGUAGGUUUCCAGAAGCACUCUAUAUAUACUAGAGAUGCACCGGAUCCUGAUUUUUAGGAUCCUGCCGGAUACCAGAUCCACUGCUUAAGAUCCUGCCGGAUCCGGAACCGGAUACCGGAUCCUAAGAAAGGGUUGAAACACAUAGCCAACUCGCACACGUGGGCCCUUUUUAUUACAUUGGCGCAAACUAUUUUUAAGACUGAUUGGCUUAUUGCCACACUGCCUUCAACGGCCGCUUCCAAAGGGCUUUCACUCCAUGCAGCGAUUGGGGCUGUGAAAGACUGACUGAAAAGCCUAGGCUACAUAAAAAGUAGAGAUGCCCCAGAUCCUGAUUUUUAGGUAACUGCCGGAUACCGGAUCCGCUGCUUAAGAUAAUGCCAGAUCCGGAUAGUCUGAAAAACCCUAUUAUCCUGCCGGAUCCGGAACCGGAUCUUGGAUCCUGUUCAUCUCUAAUAUAUACUAUAGGUUUCCCAUUUACAAACAUUCGUGCUGUGAGGAGGGACACGAUGCUAAACAGCCAACCACGUGAGUCCUUUGUUUGAGUGACAGCAGUUUCCAACAAUCAGAGGUUGAAGAGUGCACAGCCAGGGGCGCACAGCCAGGGAUUGUUUACAAACGGGAAACCCAUGUAUGAUGAAAUUAUUGUAUUGCUCUUUUUUCCUUCUAUGUACUUUAAAAUGAUUAUUAAAGGAAUCCAAA